CCGGCAGCGAGUCUGUCCCAAGGAUGGAGGGUGGUGGGAGAGCCCACAGUGCCAUUGUUGGCUGGGCCUGCACGAGCCUGUGCUUGGUGUCCUGCGCGGCCGCCUUCUCGCAGGGCGCCAGCCUCUCCGCCUGCAGCGACAUGAUGCCCAGGCACCUGAGGGUGCAGCUGCACAGCUCCAACAGCAACUACGUCACCGUCCACACCAACAUGUCCUUCUUCUUCCCGGGAGACAAGGUGCCAGUGACAGUAAGAAGCACCCGGGAUUACAUGGGCUUUAUGCUGCAAGCACGCAAAGUGUCCAACAACGAAAUCGCUGGCACGUUCAUCUUCCUGCCUCCUGGUUCCAAGCUGCUGAAUUGUUUUGAAGAUGGUGACACUGUCACACACUCGGACAAGUCACUGAAGAGAAACCUGUCCUUCGUAUGGAAAGCACCAGACCAACCCAUUGGAGACAUCAAGUUUUUCAUCUCCAUAGUCCAGUCAUACUUUGUUUACUGGGCAAAGAUUGAAUCUGCUGUUGUGGCUCAGGGAGGGCAAAACAAGACUCUUGCUGACAAGAAGCCUGAGGCUGUAGCCCCCACGGCCCUGCAGGGACCAGCUGACCCUCACCCCACAGGUCCCAUCUCUCCUGCAGCUGCCACUGGCUCCCUGCUGCCUGCCAGCCCCACUGCCAUAGUGGUAACCCCAGCACCAGAGCCGGGUUUUGGUGUGGGGUUGGAGACUGAGCCAAAGCAGCCGGGCCGGACUUUGCGGGCUGUGCCCAGCAGGAGUAUCCGGUCCAGAGGCCGGGAGCUGGAGCCGUCCCUUCCCACCCAAGAUGUUGGAAUGGUGGAUGCCUUGCAAGGUUCCCUCUCCCAGGACAAUGCCUCCAGCUACAGCACCUCCAAUGGAAGCAUUGCCAGUGCUGCUACCCUACACUUGUGUUUGAGGUGUACAGGCAACAGGAAGGGCAGCACUGAGAGUGGGACCAUCUUGAAAGCCUCCCUUCGUGUGACAGCGUCUCCCUCUGCCCCACACGUACGCACGCACCUGGGCGGCAUUGCUGCAAGCACAGCCUGGCCUGGUGAUGCCAGCACUGCUGGAAAUUUGUCCUCGGCCUCAAGGCAAAUGGCAGGAAGAGAGUUGGCACCGCAGCCAGAGGGGGCAGGCACCAGGGCCGAGGAGGACAAGGAUGAGCAGGAGGCAGCUGGGAAUACCCUGCCAUGGGUGACCAGGCCUGCUCCCGAAUCUGCUGUUCCUGGAAUAGGGGAAGGCCCUGGCAGAGGAAGGCGACUCCUUGCAGCCCAGCUUGGCCUCCUCCUGCUCUGCACGGCCGCGCUGGGGCUGGCGCUGGCGGCUGCCGUGCGCUGUGCGUGUGCCCAGCAGUGCCACAAGCGCGCCGAGGUGACCUUCAGCGAGCCCGAGCCCGACGUCAUCACCAUCACGGAGCACGGGGCGGUGAUGCGCUUCCGAAGGACGCGGGACAACGGCCUCGUGCUGCUGCCAGCCCCGUGCAACUGGGUCAGCCCCUCGAGCAGCACGAGCAGGACCGUGCUGCUUUAGUCCCUCUUUGCGCUGCCAUGCAGGCAAACAAACCCCAAGCAGCCAGGUCAGACAGAGG
Molecule: messenger RNA, 1602 nt
Organism: Zonotrichia leucophrys gambelii
Lineage: Eukaryota; Metazoa; Chordata; Aves; Passeriformes; Passerellidae
Gene: REELD1
Product: reeler domain containing 1
Exons: 7
Coding region: 24-1544 (506 amino acids)
Cellular component (GO): membrane
Source: RefSeq, a predicted model, not a curated record